UCUUGAAUAGUUUAUAUGCGAAUAUAAAUAUCAUUUGUUACGCAGUUUGAGUUUCUAUAAUACAUUUGAACAUAUUCGUAGUAACAACAUCAACUUAAUGAGGCGGGCCAACCUAGACCUUCAUAAAAACUGAAAGUGAAUUAAAAACCACUGCCAAGUGGAAGUAUUGAUCAGCCGCUAUAUAAACUGCAGAAACAUCCUAAAUUGUAUCAGUUUCUGACCAACUAAAGCAAAAUCAACUACAAUGGCAUCAAAAUUCAUCAUCUUCGCCGCUGCUUUGGCUUACGCCAACGCCGGAUUUAUUGGAUCACCAGCAAUUGCCACAUACUCUACUGCACCAGUAGUGUCAGCCUACUCUUCCCCAGUGGUAUCAGCCUAUGCUGCACCCCUGUCAAAAUCAGUCGUCAGCUCUUACACCAACCACGGAUCACCAGUUGUAUCAAGCUACGCUGCACAUGCUCCAGUUGUCUCCGCCUACUCGGCACCUCUCAUCACCAAAUCUGUAGCUCCAGUUUUAUCUUCAUACUCAUCACCAGUUGUAUCAACUUACUCCGCCCCAGUUGUGGCUAAGUCUUUGGCUCCAGUUGUAUCUGCUUACUCUUCCCCAGUUGUGUCAGCUUAUUCUUCUCCAGUUGUGUCAUCUUACUCUUCUCCACUCUUGGCCAAAUCUAUCGCUCCAGUAGUAUCCAGUCCACUAGUGUCUGCUUACUCUGCUGCUCCGAUAGUAGCUCAUGCUUCGUACUCUGGACUCAACACUGCUUACCAAUGGUGAAAAAUUACAAAUUGUAAAUAAACAUCUAUUUAUUUGAAUGGAAAUACAGUAUAAAUGAAUCACU
Leptinotarsa decemlineata (Colorado potato beetle) is the source of this 836-nucleotide messenger RNA. RefSeq lists its product as uncharacterized. NCBI's taxonomy places the organism in Eukaryota, Metazoa, Arthropoda, Insecta, Coleoptera, Chrysomelidae. The record is from RefSeq and is a predicted model, not a curated record.